Molecule: messenger RNA, 1308 nt
Organism: Anopheles darlingi
Lineage: Eukaryota; Metazoa; Arthropoda; Insecta; Diptera; Culicidae
Product: zinc finger protein 287-like
Exons: 1
Coding region: 1-1299 (432 amino acids)
Biological process (GO): regulation of transcription by RNA polymerase II
Molecular function (GO): DNA-binding transcription factor activity, RNA polymerase II-specific; RNA polymerase II cis-regulatory region sequence-specific DNA binding
Source: RefSeq, a predicted model, not a curated record
AUGGCCAAGAACCGCACCCUCGACGAGCUCCUCCGCGCGUGUACGGGCUUUGAGCCCCCGGCACCGGUACCGCGGGUCAGUGGAUUCUAUCCGCUCAGGAUUUGCGCGGACUGUGAGCAGCUUCUGCUAGCUGCUUACGAGUUUCGCAUUAAAAGCAUAAAAUCGGAAAAGGUGCUGCAGAACAUUUUAUCGUUCUUCGAUGAUGACAAUGUGGAUGUGGAUGACCAGGAUCUGCGGUACAAACGGCCUGAUCCUGUUGAGAUUGAACCAGAAUCGGUUGAGAACAGCAUCAAAGAGCUCGCAGAGGACAUGGUUGGGAUAGUUGAUCGUGAAGAAGAUGUGCGGCAGGAUGCAUCAAGACCGGACGUGGCUUUUAAAGCGCAAUUGGAUGAUAGUGUAUCUACUACGAUUGAUACCGCCAACACAGACACGAGACAGGUCCCCGAUGCAGGCGAACGGAAUGGAGAUGGUGAGGAAGGUUUUAAUAAUAUUACGGACUAUUACAUGUGUGAGCAGGAUACGGAAAAUUUACAAGAAUAUGCUAAUGAUAAUGAGGAGGAGGACAUAGAGCAGGAGAAUACACACAAGGAUGCAUCGUCUGAGGGAGAGGCUACCGAGGAGGAGAAUGCAGAGAGCGAGUAUAGUGAAACGCCCAACGACAUUGACCCUCAGGAGGCCAAAGUGUACAAAUUGAACCCGUUCGUAUGCGAACGUUGUGGGGCUCGAUUUACGCUGUCGGAGAAUUUGACCAAACACAAGCGCAUCCACGACGAUGAUCGACGGUACGAGUGCGAACAUUGUGGGGAACGAUUCCUGCACUGGACCGGUCGGCGGUAUCAUAUCGCACGGGUGCACACCAACGAGAAGCGGUACACGUGCGAGCAUUGUGGGAAACGGUUUCGCCAAUCGUCGCACUACACCAUUCACGCACGGGGUCACACCGGCCAUCUACCGUACGUGUGCAAUCAAUGCAAACGUGGUUUCAAGACGGCCGAAUCUCUGAAGCUACAUCAGAAAGUGCACACGAUUCGAAAAGACUAUCGGUGCGAGCAGUGCCAUAAGCUAUACAAAACGCCCAAAUCCCUGUUCGUACACCAGAAAACGCAUCGCAAUCAAAAGGACUACGUAUGUCAGGUGUGCCAGCGAGCAUUCACGCAGAAUCAUGUUCUCCGGAACCACUACAUGAAGCAGCAUCCCGGGUACGAGGUACCACCGGCCGGUACGAUCGUGAAUGCAACGGCCAUCCGGCGUCGGGAACGGGCAAACGGCCAACAGAGCGUGGUUGAUUUUGAAAUUUAGAACAAGUAG